AUGGGCAAGGUCAAUAGACCGGCGCGAAAGCAUUCUAACCAUCAUGACAAUCCAAAGACCACCAAAGCUGCACUGAGCAGACGACAACACAGCCAAAAAGCACCUCAUUCGAAAAAGAAAGUUGUAUCAUCCCAUGGCAAAGAUGGCCCGGCCAAGGCUGGAUUGAAGGUGCCUUUCACGAGGCAAGAUAACGUGCUUCUUGUUGGAGAAGGUGACUUCUCCUUCGCCUCGUCUUUGGUCCAUCAUUACAAGGUUGGCCAGGUCACGGCGACAUGCUAUGACUCGAAGGAAGCUCUGGAGAGCAAAUAUCCCAGUGUGCAGAAAACGAUACGGCAGCUCGAGGGCGCGGCCGGCGUGCGGUCUACAGACCUGACUAGCUCCCGCCAUGGAGACCAUGAACAAGAACGUGAAGGGAACGAAGCUGAAUGGGAAGGGUUUUCUCCAUCACCACCGGAGAUCGUAAGCACUCCAGGGUUUCCCGAGGACGACGAGCGCCCCAAGGCCGCUCCGGUCAACGUUCUCUACGGCAUUGACGCCACGAAGCUGGCGUCGGCACACAAGAAGGCUCUGCGGCCAUACUCGCCCUUCACCAAAAUCGUGUUCAAUUUUCCUCACGUGGGGGGUCUGAGCACCGACGUCAACCGGCAAGUCCGAUACAAUCAAGAACUUCUUGUUGGCUUCUUCAAGUCGGCGAAGGGGCUGUUGUCUUCUCCAUCUCAUCCGGCACGACUUCCGAGAGCGCCUGCCGAUGACGCCGUUCAAUACGACGAUGGCUCAGAAUAUUCUGAAGAUGAUUCUGCACAGCCCGGGGCUGUCAACGGCCAGAUACUAGUCACUCUUUUUGAAGGCGAGCCAUACACACUCUGGAACAUCCGAGAUCUUGCUCGACAUUGCGGCCUCAAGGUUGUGGAAAGCUUCAAGUUUCCAUGGUCCGCUUACCCGGGCUAUCAGCAUGCGAGGACCAUCGGAGACAUUACAUCUGGAAAGGACCGCAGUGAUGAAGGAAAAAGAAAAGGUGCGUGGAGAGGAGAAGAGCGGGAUGCCAGGUGUUAUGUCCUGGCAGAUCAGGAUGCUGCCACGGAUGUUCCACCUUCAGGAAAGAAGAACAAACGGAAGCACAGUGACGACGAUGAGGAUAGCGAUUAA
Capronia coronata CBS 617.96 is the source of this 1146-nucleotide messenger RNA. RefSeq lists its product as uncharacterized. Gene Ontology annotation, molecular function: rRNA (uridine-N3-)-methyltransferase activity. Gene Ontology annotation, cellular component: cytoplasm. The record is from RefSeq and is a predicted model, not a curated record. The coding region runs from base 1 to 1146 and encodes 381 amino acids. The transcript has 2 exons. Lineage: Eukaryota; Fungi; Ascomycota; Eurotiomycetes; Chaetothyriales; Herpotrichiellaceae. Gene Ontology annotation, biological process: rRNA base methylation.